UGUGGAAUUUAAACUGGGAAAUGUUUUCCUCCGCGAUUUUUACGAAUUAUAUAAAUUUACGAAUCAUUUCUUUUUUGAUUCUGCAUUAUUAUUUCCAAUACGUACAUCCAUCGCUUGCUAUUUAUUUCAUAAUCGUACAACAUUAACCAUGGAAAUAACGUAAGUACAUUUAAAGUACAUAGGUAAUUGACGUUUCGGAACGUUAGAGAAUUCAUUCAAACGACAAUUGAUACAGUUGUUUGCGCCAUUUCCUUUCAAAUACUAAUUCGUUCAAAUAUAUUGAUGAAUACUGAACUCAAAAUGUUUCUCUGGUUCAUCCUUUAUGCCAAUUCUAAUAACCGAUAACAAGUUGUAUGAUAUCAGUUGAACAAAACUUAUACUGUUUAAACUUAGGUUAUGGGAAAACUGCAAUUUGUUAAACUGUCAAUACGUAUUCAUUUGAAAGUUUUUCCUUGAUACAUAACAUUAAUAAGCACAGAAUAUAUAUUAAAUUUAGCUAUUUGUUAAUAGUUAUUAAAUAAAUCAAAAAUGGAUUCAGAUAGUAGUGAUAUGGAAAUGGAGGACGAGUGUCGCCAAACAAAAUUAUGUCCAGCUGUUUUAGGUUUACAGCCAGUAAAUAAAAGAAAUACUCCUAAAAUUAUAGAAUCGUCAAAUGCAGGAAAAGAUAAAUUAAACAGAAGAGGUAUGCCUGCUCGUAUAAGGAAAAAAAAUAAAUUAUUUUUUGAUGAAGAAGUAUUCAACACAUCUAAAAAUCCAUCCGUGAAACAGGAACGCAUGAUGUAUGUAAAUUCUCCUAAAAAACAAACACCAAAAAAAAUUGUUGAAUCUAAAUUAGAACCAAAAACACCAAAAACACCUAAACAAGAAAAAAUUGUCAAUCAAAAAUUACAAACUCCAAAAGUUUCUGUCAAAACAACACCUACAAUCAAACUUAAGACUCCCAAUGUGAAAACUCCUAUUAAAAGUGCUUCUAAAAAAUCUACUGAAAAUGGUGUAGCUAAACCAAAAACUAUAAAACUUGAAACUCCUAAAAACAUAGUGUCGACAUCCAAACCAAAAUCUGAUUCUUUGGAACGUAAACGUUGUCAAAAUGUUGGAUUAAGACUAAGGAAAAUUUUUCAAUUACCAAAAGCUAAAAACUGGAUAUAUUAUGAGUGGUUUUAUAGCAAUAUAGAUAAACCUCUUUUAUAUGAAUCUGAUUUUAUGAUGUGUGUACAAGACUUCUUUCCCUCAUUUAAAAUUAAAACGAUGACUAGAACUGAAUGGUGUAUGUUACGGCGGAUGAUGGGUAAACCUCGAAGAUGUUCUCAAAAUUUCUUUGACGAAGAAAUUAGAGAGUUGGAUAGAAGAAGAAGAAAAAUAAGAUUGUUACAACAAAGGAAAGCUAGAGACGAAUUGUUAUUUAAAGAUAUACCAGAUGAAAUACCUUUACAACUUACUGUUGGUACUAAAGUAACUGCAAUGUUAAGGAAUAAUACUGAAGAUGGUCUAUUUAAUGGAACUAUUGAAGCUUUAGAUGUUUCUAACAAUACUUAUAGAAUAAAUUUUGAUAAGCCUGGCUUAGGUACACACUCAGUCCUUGAUUAUGAAGUAUGCUCCAAUCAACCUCCAGAAACUAUUUCUAAAAAUGUUUUGUUACAAAUGUGUCGACCACGUAUACCAUACCAUAAUCGUUCUAUAUCACCUGAAACCAAAGUAGAUUUACUUAAAACCGAUCAGAAUACAAUUGCACAAUAUUCAAUGAAACUUUUAGAGUCUACUGUGAAAUUCAGAAAAAUUUUGACUGCUAAAAAGCAAUAUGUACAAACAUUACGUAACAUGAAUUCUGAAGCUGAAAGAAUGGUUUUAUACAAUGAAGAUAUAACACCAGAAUUUCAGAGUCGGUAUGCUAAAAUUGUUUUGGAUUUGGAUAAUUUAAAUCUACAUUUAACAUCAGUAAUGUGUGUGCUUAGUGAAGAAAUUAAAGUAUUAGCACCUGAAGAAGCUGAAACAUGGCCAUUGAUCACGGAUUAUUUGCAAAAUCAGUCAUUUGAUGAAGCUGAACAGAUGAUUGAGCAUAACAAAGAAGUAACUGAUUCCCGUUUUAUGUCUGAUGACCAGCCCAUGUUAGCUUUAAUUAAAGAUUUAUUAGCUUUAAUGCUUCAGGUGAAGACAUUGACUGAAAAUGAACCUACUGCAUAUGAAUUGGAUGCUUUAAAAAGAACAAUGGUUGAAAUAAAACUUAAACUUAGUCAAUCUAAUCAAAAAUCUUUUGAAAAUUGUGUGGAAAUUCAUAUGCAGCAAAUUCAAUCUAGUUUAGAUACUUUUCAUACUUUAUCCUCAUCUAAUAGAAAAUAACACGAAAUGUUUAAAACUUUUGUUAAACUAUAUUCAACAAAUAUAUUUUAAAAGGUAAAUAAUAAUGUUAUGAAUAUAAAGGAGAUUGAUUAUUGAUAUAAUAUGUAUAGAUUUAAAUGGAAGUAACAAAACUUAAACGGAUUAUUGAUUAAUGCCAUUUUUUAAGUACCUAUAUUUUAAUUAACGUAAUUUUACAUAACCAAUAAUUUUAAAUUAUUUAUACGUUAAUAAAA
This is a messenger RNA of Acyrthosiphon pisum (pea aphid), 2570 nucleotides long. RefSeq names its product protein lin-9 homolog. NCBI's taxonomy places the organism in Eukaryota, Metazoa, Arthropoda, Insecta, Hemiptera, Aphididae. Gene Ontology annotation, cellular component: nucleoplasm; transcription repressor complex. Gene Ontology annotation, biological process: DNA-templated transcription; reproductive process; regulation of transcription by RNA polymerase II. The transcript is spliced from 2 exons. Gene Ontology annotation, molecular function: DNA binding. Bases 529 to 2337 code for a protein of 602 amino acids. The record is from RefSeq and is a predicted model, not a curated record.